Molecule: messenger RNA, 603 nt
Organism: Ambispora leptoticha
Lineage: Eukaryota; Fungi; Glomeromycota; Glomeromycetes; Archaeosporales; Ambisporaceae
Source: the annotation of a GenBank genome assembly
AUGAAGUAUUUUCUGAUCCAAGAACUUAAAAAUUGCUAUAGUUUAGAUGAUAUAUGGAAAGCUGAAUCCCAGCAUGAUAGUAUUAGCAAAACACUUAUCAAAAAAAUAAAUUUAUAUAUUUCUAGAGAAUAUAGAUCAAGAUAUCCUGCAGUAAAAAAUCUUGGUAUUGGUAUAACAAAUACUAUACUCUCUUUAUAUUUAGGAAUAGAUAUAGCAAAUUUUGUAAUUGUUGACAAAUCUAAAGAUAUUGAAGAACAAGAAUUAGAAAAAAGCCAAUAUCAUGCAAGAUAUAAGUCAGAUAAAGAAGCUAUAAUAAUCAAAUUUUCCAAACAUAAAUACGACUUCAAUAGUCUGAAUAAAUAUUAUGAUUUAGAAUACUCUAAAACAGAGUCUGAAUCUAGUGAUUCUGAAACUGAAUUUAGUGAUUCUAAAGUGGAUAUAUCUCUCUCUGUUAUAAUUGGAGUAAUACAAGAUAAUAAUAGAGCUAGAAUUGUGAUAUACGCAAAUAUGCCAUCAGAAGCUAGAAUCAGUGAUUUUUUCAGUGAGAAUCUCGAUCGUAAUAUUAUUUAUAUCCUCAUAAAACCUCUACCAGAAGAGAAUUAG